CUUUUGUUGUUAGAAAGUCGUGUUAUUUACUCGCCGAUUAUAAAAAGUUCACAAGAACCUGCAGAGGUUAAUAUUCCGUUUUAUUAUCCAAAGGUAUCAUGUCUUAGCUAUGUUUAUGCAGAAUAUAAGAGAGCCUACAAUACAGAUAUGGCCGAUUACAAUGAUUUAAAUGAUAAUGAUUGUCAAUCUUGGUUGUAUAUUGAAAUUGUUCCUUUAGCAUCUAGCAAUAUACUUGAUAUCUCGGACAAAAUGAAAUACGCAUACACACAAUUAUUUAAAAAACUGUUCAAAUGGUGUCAUAACACAUCUAUUGGUUACCAAAAACGAGUUCACCAUGAUUUACUGAUACCGAAAGAUUUAUACAUGCAAACAUACAAAUAUUUAAAAGAAAAAUAUGCCAAAGAAUUAGUCAGAAAUUGGACAGAGAAAACAGACCCAGCAAAAUUUGUAUUUGAGGAUAUUGCAAUUGCAAGUUGGUUAAUUUCAUUAUGGAAAUUAGAAAGAGAGGAAAAAUCUCAAACAAGGCUACAGUCAUUUGUUGAUUUAGGAUGUGGAAAUGGUUUAUUGACAUUUUUGCUUGCAUCUGAGGGACAUGAGGGAGUAGGCAUUGACGUAAGAAAAAGAAAAAUCUGGGAUGCAUUUCAAGAUAAGGGAUCUAAAUUAAUAGCCGAAACAUUGCAACCAAACGUUGUAAUUUAUCCAGAUGCAGAUUGGAUAAUUGGAAACCAUGCUGAUGAACUUGUUCCUUGGAUACCAAUAAUAGCCGCAAGGUCUUCAAAUAAUACAAAGUACAUAAUUUCUAAUGGAAAGUAUAAAGCAUAUCAAGAAUAUAUUCACGAAAUAAUUGAUAAAUGUGGAUUUAUUGUUGAAUAUGAUUGGUUAAGAAUACCUAGCACAAAAAAUGUUGCUAUG
Dentiscutata heterogama is the source of this 912-nucleotide messenger RNA. The record is from the annotation of a GenBank genome assembly. NCBI's taxonomy places the organism in Eukaryota, Fungi, Glomeromycota, Glomeromycetes, Diversisporales, Gigasporaceae.